This is a messenger RNA of Mirounga angustirostris (Northern elephant seal), 2659 nucleotides long. RefSeq names its product chromosome unknown C5orf46 homolog (gene CUNH5orf46). The record is from RefSeq and is a predicted model, not a curated record. NCBI's taxonomy places the organism in Eukaryota, Metazoa, Chordata, Mammalia, Carnivora, Phocidae. The transcript has 4 exons. The coding region runs from base 1409 to 1663 and encodes 84 amino acids.
AGGAGAAAGAAGAAGGAGGAAGAAGAGGAGGAGGAGGAGGAAGAAGAAGAAGAAAAUAGGUUGGAGUGGGAGAGAAGACCUGGAAGGGUCCAAGCAGAGCUGCUUGAUUGCUUUCAAGUGCAGCCUGGUGUCUACAGAGAAGUACUAACCUGAGUUAGAGAGCCAUGUCCUGGCUCUGUGACACCAGACAAGCCUCCUGUUUCCAUAUCUCAAUUAAUACAAUAGGGCCCUCUGUUACUCACAGUGUAUAUGUUUUGGUCAAUCUGUAAGUUUAGGAACUAAAGCCUCAUCCUAAUUAACUAAAUUUAUAGCAGUUAUCAGGAUAACCAAUAUCAUAUAGACUUAAACUAAAUUUUAUCCCCUGAGUGUCUGUAUUCAAGAGGAAAUAUAUUUUAUACCUGAGAUACAUAGCAGCAUCUCAACCCUAAUAUUCUUUUUUACAGAGUGCAAAAAUUUAUUUUUCUUUACUUUUUUAAAUAUUUGCUAUAUGCCUUGAGUAGCAUGUAUUCAACUCUGAAAAAGACAGUCUUGCCCUGAAGGAACCUACAGCAUAUUGGCGGAGACAUUUAGACACACACCUAUCAGGCACAUAGCGGAGCAUCUACCUCUACCAGGAAGAACCAGAACAAGCUUCCCAAGGACGCAAAGUCAAAGCUGAGAACAAUUAGAAGAGCCGUACGAAGCUCCCUGAAGAUUCAGUAGUGAAUAAAACACUCUGCCCUUAAGAGAUUCAUGGGCUAAAGAAGAAGAGAGCUCGUCAAGAACUUCAUUCUCAAAUAAUAUGUCAGGGUUCCAGAAGGCAGACGAUAGAGCAGUUGUCUGGAGUGGGGUGGAAUCAUCAUCAUGAAGCUUUCACAGGGAAGGGGGCAUUUGAACUUGAGCCUGAGGAAUAGGAGGAAUGUUCUUAGGGGAGAUGAUGGGGAGGAUAUCCCGGGACAAAUAAAGAGCAUGAGCUAAGGGCAUGAGGCUGUGAAUGGGCAUGCCCACGUGGGGACAAGUAAUUAGUUCAGAGCAUGGAAAAACAAGCAGAGUACACAGGGAGGAGAGUAGGCACACCUCACCAAUCUGAUUUGUUGCCUGUUCCUUGGCCCUGCAUAGUCAUUCUGCCUGAGAGCCAUCGGAUAAUCAAUGCUGGCAUUGUAACUACCUGUAAAGAGCUACUCCAGUGCUCUUUAUAAAAUACACAUUAGAAACACUGACAGGGUUUUUCUUUCCCUAUAUGAAAAACUUUUGGUUUAAAAGAUAGGGCAGGGUUCAUUAUAGAAAUCCAAGCACAAGCUGUGCAGAUAUCUUGUGCAACAACCUAAAUUCCAUAGCAGAUGAUGUCACCUAUAAAUGCCUUAUAAAUGGAGCAAGUCUCUGAGAGCAUCUGAACAGGUGAUCUGCACCAAUACCCAGCGCUACAGGCAUGGCUGUCUCAGUGCUGCGGCUGACAAUUGUCCUGGGACUACUCGUCUUAAUCCUGGCUUGCCAGGCUGAUGACAAACCAGAUCACAAGCCAGAUGACUCAGACAAAAACCCAGAGCAAGAAUUCCUAAAAUUCCUAAACCUCUUGGGCACAGAGAUCAUUGAGAAUGCAGUGGAGUUCAUCCUCCGCUCCAUAACUAGGAGCACAGGAUUUAUGGAAUUUGAUGAUAAAGAAGGAGAACAUUCAGCAAAGUGACUUCCCCAGGACACACCCACAAGGCUCCAGAAUAACCUAAGGGCAGCCAAUCCUGCUUUUCCAGUUCUGCUUUAUGAGUCCUCCAGAACAGAGGCCCCAAAAGGAGCUCCAAGCAAGUUCUCAGGAUUCAGGACCUGGCUCAGCCAAACCCAACUUAUUUUGAACAUCCUGACUGCAUUCUUACCUCUAGAAAUCAGAAUAAAUGUGUCUCCUUAGGGGUCACAUAUCCUAGGGAACUGAGAAGAUUUUUAUUGGUAGCAGUAGUAACUUUCCUGAGCAUAUUUAAAGUUUUUAAUUAUGCCAAAAAAAAAUAAAAUAUACAAAAGUUAUUAUUAGCCAGAAAAACCAAAGAAUGGUUCAAAAUAAGGAAGCUAAUGCCCAGAUAAAGUAACACAUCCAAAGUCACAGAAUUAGGAAAUGACAGAAAGGGAAUUUGAACCUGACUCCAAAGAACAAACUCUUAACCCAUAAAAAUAUAUGAAGUUUCAGAGUUCAAAGCUUCAUAUGUUCUUUUUGGAAAGUCUUUCAAAUACAUCUGAGCCCACUCUCCUCGCUAGGUAAACUAAAAACCAACCAUUUUUCAAAUAAACAAGCUUAUUACUUGUUCCAGAGAAUCUUCAUUAUUCCUACAGAAUAGCAGAGUGCCGGGGAUGGGAGAGUCCUGGAAAAGUCCCACGGAGCUCUUAAUUUGCUCUACCACCCCUUACACAGAGGCAGGGCCUGGUAGCUAUUGCUACCGUACUUGCCAACUUGGUCUUAGAAGAUGGAACCCCUGUAUAACCUGACCCAGCUGAGCCAGAAAGAUUCUCCCAGAAUUAUUUGUGUGGCCAGUAAGACCAGACUGAAAUCAUGGAGCAUGAUGAUAAUUAUGGCAGUGCUCUAGAAUAAAGGAUGUCUGUACUUCUGCUACUGGGUUCUCAACAGCUGUCCUGCGUCUGGCCUUUCCUAAGCACUCUGACUCUGAAAGAAACACCAGUGUUUCAAUAAAUCUUUUGU